Messenger RNA from Diplodia corticola, 1008 nucleotides. Its product is annotated as ring finger domain-containing protein. The transcript has a single exon. Gene Ontology annotation, molecular function: ubiquitin protein ligase activity. Gene Ontology annotation, biological process: protein polyubiquitination; protein monoubiquitination. The coding region runs from base 1 to 1008 and encodes 335 amino acids. The record is from RefSeq and is a predicted model, not a curated record. Lineage: Eukaryota; Fungi; Ascomycota; Dothideomycetes; Botryosphaeriales; Botryosphaeriaceae.
AUGGACACGCUCCCAGCGCCCCCUCAGACCAUCAGCUCGCAACCGGCCGCGGUCCAGCAAAAGGGCAAGGCAAAGGAUGUCGCGCCCGAGAGCUGCGUCAUUUGCCUCGAUGCCAUCUCCGAGCGCGCCAUAACCGUUCCCUGCAACCACUGCAGCUUCGACUUCCUGUGUCUUGCCAGCUGGCUUCAACAACGCUCCACUUGUCCGCUUUGCAAGGCCGAUGUCUCCCAAGUCCAGUAUGACUGGCGCUCGCCCGAGGACUUCAAGACCUACAACGUCCAGUCAACCGCGCCCGCCGCCUCCGCAGCCCGUAGCCAUGCUCGGCCAUUCGUCCCGCGCCGCAACAGACGGCGUCCUCCUCGCCGCAGUCCAUCUCCAAGUCCGGACAUAGCCCUGAUACGCCGUCGCCAUGUCUAUCGCAACGAGCUCUUCUCCAUGCACGUUGGCACCAAUCGCAUCUCCCGUUAUGCCAACUUCACCCCCCACAUGGUCGCCGCUUCUCCAGAUCUGCAGUCCCGUGCCCGCGCUUUCAUCCGCAGGGAGCUUCGAGUCUUCAGCUUCCUCUACCCCGAGGCUGCCGAUGACUCGGAAACCGCAAGCCGUCGUGUCGGGAACGCCGAGUUCCUCCUUGAGUAUAUGCUGGCCAUACUGAAGAAGAUGGAUAUCAAGGGCCCAACCGGUCAGGCAGAGGAUAUGCUGCAGGAGUUUAUCGGCAGAAACCACGCUCGGCUUUUCCUACAUGAGCUGGGCGCUUGGUUGCGGAGUCCUUACACGAGGCUCGAGGACUGGGACAGGCAUGUCCAGUACCGCGAACCCUUGCCCACAUGCAUAGAAGAUACUGAAGAUCGGCGCAACACGCCAGCGACGGCUAAGCCGCCCUCGGAAGGUACCCAUGCAGGUCCGUCACGGCCAUAUUCCCGAGCGCGAUCCUAUCGGUCGUCACCGUAUCAGCGCCGGGGCGCUGCAUCCCCGCAAGAUGGGAAUUUUCGUCGAUAUGAUCCCGACUGA